Molecule: messenger RNA, 1374 nt
Organism: Elephantulus edwardii (Cape elephant shrew)
Lineage: Eukaryota; Metazoa; Chordata; Mammalia; Macroscelidea; Macroscelididae
Gene: KMT5C
Product: suppressor of variegation 4-20 homolog 2 (Drosophila)
Exons: 8
Coding region: 1-1374 (457 amino acids)
Cellular component (GO): nucleus
Molecular function (GO): protein binding; histone H4K20 methyltransferase activity
Source: RefSeq, a predicted model, not a curated record
AUGGGGCCAGAGAGAGUGACCGCCCGGGAGCUGUGUGAGAACGACGACCUGGCCACCAGCCUCGUCCUGGACCCCUACCUCGGCUUCCGCACCCACAAGAUGAACAUCAGCCCCGUGCCCCCGCUGCGGCGACGGCACCACCUGCGCUCAGCGCUGGAGGCUUUCCUGAGGCAGCGCGACCUGGAGGCUGCGUACCGGGCCCUGACGCUGGGAGGCUGGAUGGCCCACUACUUCCAGAGCCGGGGCCCGCGGCAGGAGGCAGCCCUCAAGACCCACAUCUAUCGCUACCUCCGCGCUUUUCUGCCUGAAAGCGGCUUCGCCAUCCUGCCCUGCACGCGCUACUCCAUGGAGACCAACGGGGCCAAGAUUGUGUCAACCCGUGCUUGGAAGAAGAACGAGAAGCUGGAGCUGCUGGUGGGCUGCAUCGCCGAGUUACGAGAGGCUGACGAGGGGCUGCUGAGGGCCGGCGAGAAUGACUUCAGCAUCAUGUACUCGACCCGCAAACGCAGCGCCCAGCUGUGGCUCGGGCCCGCUGCCUUCAUCAACCACGACUGCAAGCCAAACUGUAAGUUUGUGCCUGCAGAUGGCAACGCGGCCUGCGUGAAGGUGCUUCGGGACAUCGAGCCGGGGGACGAGGUGACCUGCUUCUACGGCGACGGCUUCUUCGGGGAGAAGAACGAGCACUGUGAGUGCUACACCUGUGAGAGGAAAGGCGAGGGGGCUUUCCGGCUGCGGCCCAAGGACCCCAGGCCGCCCCCGUCGCAGACCCAGGACAAGUACGAGCUCCGUGAGACCAAGCGGCGGUUGCAGCAGUGCCAGGAAGGCAGCGGCUGGCGGAGCCCGCGGGGCCUGCGCUCCUGCGCCCACCCGUCCCCCCUGCGCCGGGACCUCUUCUGUGCCAUCUGCCAGCCUCUCCCCAGCAACCCCGACACGGCAACGCCCAUCUGGCUGCAGUGGCUGCUGCAGCCCCUGGCCCGGCCUCGCCCCCGUCGACGACGCAGGCCCCGGCCCCGGCAGCCCCCUGCGGCCCCCAGCCUUCCCGUCGCCCGCGUCUCCUUGCACCCGUGGGGAGGCUGUGGCCCCCAGUGUCGCCUACAGGCAGAGGCACGGGUCUCUCUGGGCCGCCUUCCCCGUGCCCGCUGGGCCCCACAGCAGGACUGGCACUGGGCCCGGCGCUACGGGCUGCCCCACGUGGUGCGUGUGGACCUCAGCCGUCUGGACCCGCCACCGCCGGCUGCCCCUGCUGGGGCCCCAGUUCCCAACCCUGUCCCCAAGCAGACCCUGUCCUUCACACCCUUCUCCCCACCCAAGCGCCUGCGGCUGGUGGUCAGCCACGGCUCCAUCGACCUGGACGUGGCCAGAGACGAGCCCUGA